Molecule: messenger RNA, 1180 nt
Organism: Arachis ipaensis
Lineage: Eukaryota; Viridiplantae; Streptophyta; Magnoliopsida; Fabales; Fabaceae
Product: carbonic anhydrase Nec1-like
Biological process (GO): one-carbon metabolic process
Molecular function (GO): zinc ion binding; carbonate dehydratase activity
Source: RefSeq, a predicted model, not a curated record
CCCUUAUUAGCUUCGUCCUUCCACUUGCACUCACCAUAUCCGAAACACACCUUGCAAUCUCUAAGCACACCAUAUUAUAUACUUCACCCUAAUAAUUAUUAGUUAGCUUUCAGUAACCCUAAUUAAUCUUAUUAUAUAGCUAUCUGAUCUUAAUUCUAUUCUAAAGCACCAUGGCUCAUCAAAGCCACAUAUCCACUGCAUUUUUGCUAAUAUCAAUAACAAUCCUUUUUCAUUCCGCGUUGUUAACCACAGCUGCUCUUGUUGAACCUGGGUACAAAUAUAAUGAAAAGAGCAAGGAGGGACCUGAACAUUGGGGAGAUCUUAAGAAAGAAUGGGAAGCAUGUAAAAACGGGGACAUGCAAUCUCCUAUUGAUUUGUCCAAUAAGAGAGUGCAAGUGGUGCCAAUCACAUCAAGGGAGAUGAGGAUGCACUACAAGCCUCAACGUGCUAUUCUCGCUAACAGAGGCCACGACAUCGCGGUCAAAUGGCAGGGAGAUGCUGGCUACCUUGACAUCAAUGGAACACACUUCUUCCUCCAACAAGCCCACUGGCACUGGCCUUCCGAGCAUACCAUCAACGGCCGAACCUAUGACUUGGAGCUCCACAUGGUUCAUGUAAACACCCAGCCUGAUGGAACAAAUAAGACCGCUGUGUUUGCUCUUCUCUACAAAUAUGGCUCAAUGCCCGAUCCAUUUUUGUCUAAGUUGGGGAAGUAUAUGAUGGAGAUUCAUGAGGAAGAGGAGGAGGAGAAAAGCAUAGGAGUGGUUCAUCCCUUGGAAAUCAAGAUGGGUGGCCAUAUGCACUACAGGUACAUGGGAUCUCUCACUGCUCCUCCUUGCACUGAAGGUGUCAUUUGGACUAUCAAUAAAAAGAUAAGAAGUGUUUCAAGGGAGCAAGUGAAGUUGAUGAAAGAAACAGUACUUAAAUAUUAUGCAAAAAGGAAUGCGAGGCCACUGCAGCACCUUAACGAGCGAGAGGUACAACUCUACCGGAUAGCAAAGUCAAAGAACAAAUAUUAAGCACCACCAUGUACUCUACUCUUGUGGACUUGAGGGCAACAUUAUUAAUUUGAUUUCAAUUCAUUUAUUUAUUCAACAAUAAUAAUUAGCUUUUUUUCAUUGUUGGAAACCCCAAGAAUAAUAUAUAGAAUAUUAUUGUCUUCGUCUAUUCUCAUGAUUUA